This is a messenger RNA of Paramuricea clavata, 2671 nucleotides long. The record is from the annotation of a GenBank genome assembly. NCBI's taxonomy places the organism in Eukaryota, Metazoa, Cnidaria, Anthozoa, Malacalcyonacea, Plexauridae.
UUCGUUAAUCAUAGUUCAAUUCCCAAAGCUGUUAAAUACUGGAAUCUUUUGUUAUCAAAACAAUUUCUGUAUCAAGAUGUCUGGACGUGGUAAAGGAAAAGUGAAGGCUAAGGCAAAAUCGCGAUCGAGCAGAGCAGGACUGCAGUUCCCUGUAGGUCGUAUUCACCGUCUGCUGAGGAAAGGCAACUAUGCUCAGCGAGUUGGUGCUGGUGCCCCAGUUUACAUGGCAGCUGUCCUUGAAUAUCUGUCUGCCGAAAUCCUUGAGUUAGCUGGUAACGCUGCCCGUGACAACAAGAAAUCGAGAAUUAUUCCUCGUCAUUUGCAAUUGGCCGUACGCAAUGACGAAGAACUAAACAAACUACUCUCCGGCGUGACGAUUGCUCAAGGCGGUGUCUUACCCAACAUCCAAGCUGUUCUCUUGCCCAAAAAGUCUGGCAGUGCUGGUGGUGGAGCUCCUCCUAAGAAAGGGUCACAGAGCCAAGAAUAUUAGAUAAAGACUUGCUUUUUAGCAAACAAAAACCGGCUCUUUUAAGAGCCAACAAAUUUAUAAAAGAAUACAAACGAAUUCGUACUUUUGAUCUCAAUGGCAAAUCCCCAUUCCAGUUCCAAAACUGGCAGGAAACACCCUCCUGUUGUAGACUAGUCUGGUUGGUUGUGAUUUCCUAACUACUGGCCCAUAAAGACUAGGUAGGAUAUUUGUAUGUUUCUCAAAAUAAACACCCAAAAUGUCUAUUUUCAGUACUGGAAGUGAGUACUUAAAUUGCUAGUAUUUGUGACUUUGAUACCGGUCAGUCAGCAGGAAAACAAAAUAAUAUUUAGAGUUAUUUUAAUGUUUUAUAUGAGCCUCUUAAACCAAGAAAUGAAAUUAAACAAGGUGUUUAAAAAAGGGUGCAAGUAUUGAAUGAUACCACGUCAGUAAUUGAUCUGUGGUAUUGCUGUUAUUGAAUACUGAGUACUUGGUAUUGCCCCAUACUAAACAGCAUCAAAAGAAUGUAAGUCUGAAGGAUGAGUGAGUCUCAUAAAAAAAAGGAAAAAAAAAAAAGAACUUAUCCAAAUAUCAUGAGAAACCAUCUUAUUACUAGUGACGGGCAAUACCACCAGUAUUGAUUCGAUACUGAUACUGGUUACUUUUUUGUAAAGUAUCAAGGUAUCAAUUACCCAAACGAUUACUACGAUGACGAUUGUAUUUCAGAAUUUUCCACCAUUAUAAGUUAUUUCCCGCCUUUUUUUAUAAUUUAUUUCGUUGACGAGGUCAGGAAUGUUAAUCAGGGAAGUGGAUAGAAUGUCAAAUAAAGUAAAGGAAGUUUGAUUAAAUUGGUAAAUGCAGCAAAAUACAAAACGUACAUAAAUGUUAUUAGAAAUAGCUAGGAAAACAAUGACACAACUACAGAAUUGUAAUGAAUGUCCAAUUUUAAAAGUAAUCGAAACACUUCAAUACCGUGCAAUAUCGACUACCGAUUUGGGCCUGGUAUCGGGUGGUAUUGAUACCAAGUAAUCUGUAAUCGUGUGGUCCGGAAAUUUUUUUGGCCCCACCUGGGUAUUUGCUGGCCCCCCCUGACCAAAAAUCCUGGCUAUGCCUCUGGUGUCCUUAGCUUAAGCUAAGCCGUUAUGCACUAAUGUUUUCCUCAACAGAUACCCAUGUGUGAUGUGUCUGGCAUGACUGCACUAGCACAUUAUUACGCUUUCCUUCGAACUUUUAGUUCUCGCCCACAAUGAAGAAUUUUGUUACAAAUAAAUUAUGCAAACCAACUAUAAAUACUGACAAACACUUUUAGGAUCUUGGUUUUAGAAGAAGCUUCACGAUUUUCCGAGCUUAUAGCGAUAAAGUAAACUAUGUUUUUGAGGGGGCCAAAUUUCCGAAGGGGGGGCAUAUUGCCCCCAGGGGGGCCAAAUUUCCUAGGAAAUUUGGCCCGGGGGGGCCAAAUCUCCUGGGACACCGGUGUGGAGUAGACAAAAUGCACCAAUUCCCAAGGUCAUAAUGAAACAGUCAUUUGAACCUCCCUGACCCUUUCACCUGGGAACAAUCGCUUCUCAAAGUUUUUUUCAUUCCCCAGCAGCUAGUGUGGUCUUUAUAACACUUGAAAGAGCUGUGCUAGCUAGAUAGAUGGACAGGAAAUGCACAUGCUUUCAGUUUAUAGUCAUUUUAAUCUUUCCAAUGCAAUCAAGAAAACAUUUGGGGGGGGGGGUGAAUAGGGGUAUACAAAUCCACCCAAAUUUGAAGCAAAAUCUGAGCCAAAUAUUAGAUCCACAAUCCGAGCCAAAAUAUUAGAUAAAUCCGCAAUCCGCUGUAUUAAUGAGAUCCGCAAAUCCGUGUAAAAUAUUUGCCAGAUCCGAACAAUUUUUUUUCUGAAAUCCAGGUCUAAGGCCAGAGGUCCGUCCACCCGUCUUUUGGACGGGCAUUUUUGAAAGUGGACAGGCAAAAAUAUUUUGAAACAAAUUAACUCAAACAAGUAAUUAUUUUGUCUUUGUUUCACUUUCAUUGCUAUAUCGUACAGACCUUAAAAUUUGCUAAGAUAUUUAAUCGGUGCACACACAUCUAGGGCAAAACCGCAAAAUGUGGUUUCUAUGGUUUUGCGAAAUAUUUCGUAUGAUAGAACUAAAAUUUGGUGAUUAUUGCAGAAUUUGCAGCGAGAUUGCAGUAAGCGUCGAAAGAAUAAAAUUGGAAUUGCCC